Molecule: messenger RNA, 1315 nt
Organism: Oryza sativa Japonica Group (Japanese rice)
Lineage: Eukaryota; Viridiplantae; Streptophyta; Magnoliopsida; Poales; Poaceae
Product: membrane steroid-binding protein 2-like
Cellular component (GO): endoplasmic reticulum; endomembrane system; membrane
Source: RefSeq, a predicted model, not a curated record
AUUAAACUGACUAGGAAUGAAAUCAUUGACGAAUUUUUUACUUGACUUUUCAGUGAGUGAUUUUAAGAUUUAUUUGUCCAAACCGUGAGUGAUUUUUGGUUCCAGUUUAUAUUGAAAAACAAACAAACGAGAGGUGUGUUUGGUAAGCCUCGUCUCGAAAUGGCGACUUGCUCCGCUGCUUGCGCUCGCCCAGCCGUCGUCGUCUUCGCGUCGCCGGCCGCCGCGCGGCGGCGCGCCGCCUCCUCCGUCUACCUCCCUGGUCGGCCUCUGCGCGGCGGCGGCGUCGUGCGAUGCAGCGCUGGGCCUGUAAGCGGUGGGAUGAUCUCGAAGAAGGUGGCGGAGCUGUGGGCGGCGGCGAGGAGCGCGUCGCCGGUGGCGGUGAUCGCCGCGGUGGCCGGAGCGGCGGUGGUCUACAAGGUGGGGUCCAGUCUCCUCGCGCCGCCUCCUCCGCCGGCGAGGCCCCGGGAGGAGCCCAGCGAGGAGGCCCCGCCGCCUCCGGAGCCGGUGCAGGUGGGGGAGAUCACGGCGGAGGAGUUGCUGCAGUACGACGGGUCCGACCCCGAGAAGCCGUUGCUCAUGGCGAUCAAGGGGCAGAUCUAUGACGUCUCCCAGAGCAGAUUGUUCUAUGGACCUGGUGGACCAUAUGCAUUGUUUGCUGGUAAAGAUGCCAGUAGGGCGUUGGCGAAGAUGUCCUUUGAGCCACAAGAUCUGACUGAUGAUAUAUCUGGCCUAAGUUUACUUGAACUCAGUGCCCUUCAGGACUGGGAGUACAAGUUCAGCAGCAAGUACGUGAAGGUUGGAACCAUAAAAAAGGUGCUCGUAGAACAGGGUGGCGAUAGCACUGCCGAUGCAAUAGAGGAGGCAGCUGUCGAUGGUGAAGACAGCAUCCUGACUGCUAAGAUGUCUAAUCAAUUACUAUAUGAGGAAGAAAUGGAAGUCGGUAGUGAUGAUCCAUGAAGGCUUCAGGAGUUGAAAACUGAAUUGCCUUCUAGCAGCUAACUUCACGCAUCAAGAAUUCAAGACAAAUAAUCGCAGAAUGAUGUUUCAUGAAUUCAUGUGUCUAUAGGUGUAGAUUACAAGAAGAUACUGCAUUACUGCUGUCGAUUUCCCUUUGUCAAUACUCAAGGAUAUGUUGCCGUAAUGCCAUGUUAUUAGUUGGCUGUCCUGUUCGUCAAUAAUUUCAUAUUUCUACCUGCCCACAGAACCCCUUUUCUUGGUUACAUGCUAAUUCUUCAUUCUUUCUUGUAUUGCUCUCCAUGCAUUCUUGUAGCAUUGUCCGCCAUGCCAUUAUUGGAACAGCUUAAUACUUCAUAAA